AAUCUUUUAUUAGCAAAACCAAAAAACAACAGGCUCACAAAUCACCUCCAUCCCCCAAAGAAAAAACCACAUUCUCUCCCCCGUUUUCCUGUUAAUCUCAAAGUUCGCCGAGUUGGCCACCUCUCCGUCGUCCACCCCCGGACGGUGAGAGACCACCUCCCCCACCGCCACCGCCACCACAACCGCAGCCAUUGCCAUAAUGUCAUUCAAGCUCCUAGAAAUAAAUAUAUUAUCCGCGCAAGACCUAGCACCCGUAUCCAAACUCCUCCGAACCUUCGCCGUGGCAUGGGUCCACCCUGACCAGAAACUGACCACCCGGGUCGACCACCACGGCAACACCAACCCCACGUGGAACUACCGCUUUGUCUUCCGGCUCGACGACCUCUUCCUCUCCUCCUCCUCCUCCGCCCUCACCAUCGAGAUCUACAACGUCUCGUGGCUUCGUGACAUUCCCAUCGGAUCCGUCCACGCCCCCAUCGCCUCCAUCGUUCCUCCGCGGUCCCAGACGGAUUCCAACAAGCGAUUGGUUUCGCUUCAGAUUCGGCGGCCUUCGGGUACUCUCCAGGGGACGUUGAAUCUUGGUGUCAAUGUUAUCGAUAGCUCUAGGCGGAGCGUGCCUCUUGAUCGCCAACUUAGCGCACCCACCGGUAGGGAUACAGAACCAACGGUGAAUAGGUCCCCACAUAAACAUUCCAAAAGAAACCACGAGCAUGUAGACGAAGAGGAGGAGAAAAAGAAUGCGAAAAAGAUCAGAAAACUACGUCGUUCCCAAAGCGACCGCACCGACGAGGAAUCAACCCUGUCCAAAUCAAGCUCAAUUUUCACCCCCUCGAUUUCCAGAUUCCCGAAAUCAAAGGUCACAACGGCGGCAUCGAUCUCUUCCUACAUGAUGCGACCGCUGCCGUCGGAGGUGGCGGCGUCGAUGGCCAAGGGGCUGUACUCUACGUCGUCCUCCGGCGACCUCGGGAGCUCGGUUUUCGAGAACUGGACGGUGGUAGACGGCGGCGGAGGGGAGGCGGCGAGACCCAAGGCCGUUCGGUGGAAGACCGACGACGAGUUUACGCCGUCGUUGCCAAAGAAGAAGAACCGUUCGGGCGGCGGCGGAGGGUUGCUUUCGUGCUUUGGGAUAUUGUGUGGGUACGAGUGCAAUAUUGUUUGUGGGGCCCCUAAAAGCAAGACGAAGAAGAAGAGGAGAGUUUCGGAGGAAAACCUAGAUCUGUUGUAUUAUCGGCAUAUUUGAAACCAAAAUCUUACCGACACAAAUCAAAGUACACAAAUCGGAUACAAAUGGAUCCAAAGUACACAAAUUUGGUACAGAUGGAUCCAAAGUAUAAGGAAUUUACAUCUGACGUGUGAGACCUGCGCGUAUUGAAUGAUUCCGAAUAUAUGUGUCUAUAUCUGUGUAUUUUAGCCUAUGCUCGUAUCAUUGAUCGAUUUGAGAUGGUUGAGUUAGAGAGGGGAUGUUACACCAAUGUUGUACGAAUCUAAUUUCGAUAUAAAUGUGCAGUUUGAAUCAUCGUCGAUAUUCAAGAA
This is a messenger RNA of Rhododendron vialii, 1533 nucleotides long. RefSeq lists its product as uncharacterized. The transcript is spliced from 2 exons. Gene Ontology annotation, biological process: defense response. NCBI's taxonomy places the organism in Eukaryota, Viridiplantae, Streptophyta, Magnoliopsida, Ericales, Ericaceae. Bases 200 to 1240 code for a protein of 346 amino acids. The record is from RefSeq and is a predicted model, not a curated record.